Molecule: messenger RNA, 2743 nt
Organism: Lytechinus variegatus (green sea urchin)
Lineage: Eukaryota; Metazoa; Echinodermata; Echinoidea; Temnopleuroida; Toxopneustidae
Product: mesenchyme-specific cell surface glycoprotein-like
Exons: 10
Coding region: 244-1968 (574 amino acids)
Molecular function (GO): protein binding
Source: RefSeq, a predicted model, not a curated record
GGUACCCAUGGACCCAUGUCAUCCACAUGGCAAUGCCCAGGACCCGGGGAUGUGUCUGGAUUUUCAGUCUAUAAAUAUGUGAGCUGCAGACCACCGAGACAUCAUCGGAUCCAUCGUUCCAAGAAGUUCAGAAGGCUUCUUCUCUCCCAGCAAGUGUUCACCGGAAAACACCUACUACCAGAAAGGCCUAUCCUCUGACAAUACGCUUCCUCGAACCCCUCCUACCAUCAGCCUAACGUAAAGAUGCAUCUUUCCACUCAGAUACUCGUAGCCCUUUGUGGCUUCCUGAUAUGCUUUUCUCAAGUACAGGCUGCAGAAGUUCUUGAAUCCCUGGCCAAGCUGUACAUCCCCUACGACUACGAUAGCUCCGGAAAUGGACUGUAUGGCAUCAACAAGGCUGCAGUAGAACAGAGUGCUUAUGAUGAGGAUGCGAGAAUUCUUUAUGCUGCAGGGGAUAAAUACAUCCACAUCAUUCAGCUUUCAACGUAUCUAAGUAUCCUCAAAAGGUUUCCCCUGCCGGCUGGUCGGGCGGCGAAUGAUAUUGAGAUAUGUGGUGACUACAUUGCAUACGUCAUAGAGGGACAAACAUCGCAGGCCAAUGGGACUCUAAUCGUACGCGGAAAGUAUAACAUUAAUACCAAGGAAUGGCCAGUGACGAGUGAAAUCCAAGUGGGUAGCAAACCUGACAUGCUCAAGUUCAAUCAUCUGUGCACUGUAAUCAUGACGGCCAACGAAGGGGAGGCGGGCGGACCCGACCAGAACACCUUCAUCAACCCCGAAGGAUCAAUCUCCAUAGUAGAGAACUUUGCAAGCAGUACACCGUCGGUGACCACCUUGGAUUUCCGCAAGUUUAACAAUGUGGCGGAUAAAUUGGAGAGGUGGGGCGUCAGGGCACCGUACAAGGGCUACCUAUCUGGCGAUUCCUACAACACCUUCUCUCAGAACAUGGAACCAGAAUAUAUCGGCAUCUCAAAAGAUGAUCGCACCGCUUAUGUGUGUUUACAGGAAAACAAUGCUAUUGCUGUCGUCGAUAUUGAGCAGAGGACUAUCACAGACCUUAUACCACUCGGAACUAAAUCGUGGGGGCAGAUUUACAUCGAUGGAAGUGAUAAAGACGACAAAAUCUUCCCAGAAGACAAAAAGUACGACAUUUUCAGCUUCUACCAGCCAGACGCAAUCAAGGUCUUCAGUUUCAAUAAUACAGACUAUAUAUUCACUGCCAAUGAGGGCGACAGAUUCGAAUAUGAGCUUGGUAGUGACGAUUGGGACGAAGGCAUUCGAGGAAAGGAUCUAUACAACGGAGAUGAAGGUGUGGAGCUCUCUGACUCUAUGUCAUCAAAUCUUAAAGAUCAACUGAAGGACAAUGAUGAACUUGGUCGUCUGAAGUUCAGCAGGACUGACGGUCUAGAUGAUGACGGUAAGGUUCUACGCCCCCACUUCUUUGGGGCCCGCGGUGUGUCUAUCUUCAGGCCUUACGGGGUACCUAGCCUUAAGAACAUAGAACGUGUCUGGGACAGCGCGGACGACGUCGAGAGGAGAAUGAAGGAGUCGUACCCGGAUGUAUUCAAUGGUGACACCAAACCUGACGAGGCGGACAACGAAACCCCAGGAGACCUACAGGAUUCACGCUCCGAUAACUUGGGCCCCGAGUGCGAGAGUAUCGAAUUCGGCGAGAUAAACGGCAAGACCUACGCAUUUUUCGGCAUCGAUCGCAGCGCCGCCAUUCUCAUCUAUGAGAUCGUUUUGCCAACUUCCACCAGUGACAUGGAGCUAAGGUUUGUGGAUGUCAAACGGGACGGUGGAACUAGUCAAACCUAUCAAGAACUUCUUGAAGAACGCAAUCUCGGCGACCUGGAUCCGGAAGACCUGCGCUUCGUGCCAGCCUCCAAAUCUCCAUUCUACAGGCCGAUGCUAAUCGUCACCAGCACUGUAAGCGGUACCAUCCAAAUCUACGAAGUCAACCUCUAAACUAAAGAUUGAGCUAUUCUCAGCUAGUCAUGAUGGGUCUAUGAUCUAACAUAAUAUGGAAAGCCCACCCCAUCCCCUCCACCAUGUCAACCCAUUUUGAGAAAGAGUUCGUUCAUUCUAUUUACCAAAGUCUCGCAAUCCCCCACCCCCCUUUAUUAUGGUAACCAAGAACAUGGACUCUCUCUUCCUUCAUUUUCGUGCCAUGUUUUUUCUCCAGAUAAGAGGCCUUACGCCUUUAAGGCGAUAUGAUUAGUGUUCAUUUAAUUAUUAUUUAUUUACUUUUUAAUUCAUUACUUAUACGAACUCAUUCAAUCGACUUACCAACUUGCAACUUGUUUUCAUGACUUGCUAACUCGUUUAAUCAACUACCUAAGGGGCGUUAUAAGUUGUGGGGAAAACAUGAGUAAAUAAGUCGCGGUAGCGAAUUAGUAAGUCAUGGAGCUGUUUCGGAAUUUAUAUUGAAAAUAUCCUGUCACCUCCGGGGCACCAUGCUUCCAAUCUGAAUCAAAUCCCACCAAUAAAAUUACAGUAAGAUGAGAAUUUGCUUUGGAUCCCGCCGAAAACUUUAGUCCAAGUCCCGUUUGCAUUUUAGUUAUCAUCAUGGUAACUUUCUCAUGCAAUGGUAUCUUGGCACCAUAUGAUAAUAUGAAUCAACUGGAAAGAAGCAUUAAUUUUGAGAAAAUAAUAAGUUACAAUUUAUAGCUUGACAAGUGCAAUAAUCGUAUAUCUCUAAUUGCUGAAAGAAAAAUAUGUAUUUUAUUCUGAAAUAAACUUU